This is a messenger RNA of Macadamia integrifolia, 525 nucleotides long. RefSeq lists its product as uncharacterized. The transcript has 2 exons. Gene Ontology annotation, biological process: chromatin remodeling. Lineage: Eukaryota; Viridiplantae; Streptophyta; Magnoliopsida; Proteales; Proteaceae. Gene Ontology annotation, cellular component: nucleus. Bases 1 to 525 code for a protein of 174 amino acids. The record is from RefSeq and is a predicted model, not a curated record.
AUGGUGGAUAAAGAUCUUAAGAAUGAUGUGGUAGAUGUUAAACGUGGGGGAGAUAUGAUCAUUUCCUUAAAGCUGGUGUUAGAUACAGAAGUGGUCAAUAUUAUUAACGUUUAUGCCCCCCAAGCAGGGUUGGAUGAGAGCUGCAAGCUACAAUUUUGGGAACACAUGGAUGAAUUAAUGCAUAGUUUUGGACCAGAUGAAAAGAUUAUUAUAGGAGGCGAUCUAAACGGUCACAUUGAUAAAGAUAGGAGAGGUUAUGUGGAGGUGCACGGAGGGUAUGGAGUUGGGGAGAGGAAUGAGGAGGGAACCUCAGUUUUGGACUUCGCAACCGCCUACGAUCUAUCCAUUGCGAACACUCUUUUCACGAAAAGGGAAGAACACCUAAUUAUCUACAAAAGUGGACAACAUUCUAGUCAAAUAGACUUCUUCCUCACUAGAAGGUCUGACAGAUGGAUGUGUAAGGACUUUCCAAGGUCUAAGAACUUGGAAUUGAUCAUGAGAUUAACCUCCAUCAAUUCCAAUUAG